AGUAUUUGUCCACUGAGUAAACGGAGGACUUUCACUAGUGUCACAAGGACCGUGUUGGGAAUUAAAACACAGCCGUGGAAGUGUAAAGAGAUUUUCAGACAUGGUGCCAUCCAGCUCCUGAAGUUUUCAAAGGAUGCAUACAACACGCAGCCCUUCAUCCAUCCCGACAGGUGUCUCAGGAGAUGCCUUGGACCUCAGCUUGUCAGGCUCGCAGCUCUCUAUGUCCAAAAGACCCAGCAGUGCAUCGCCGGGGAAGUACUUCUCUCGCUCUGUGUCGGUUUCUGUGGCGAGUGACAGCAGAGGAAAACGCAACACCCUGGGUGAUGCCAGCUUUGGUAGCUCCCGCUCCAUUAAGAAUCUGAGGCGCUCCAACAGCACCACUCAGGUUAAUCAGCAGGCCAACAUCAGUUUAAGUCAGGACCAGAGUGAGGACUACCUGGCUCUGUUUGACAGCAGCUCAGAUGGACGCAAGAAACUGGCCAGCCUCAGCAAAGCCUCACCGGACAGAACCACAUGGAACAUCCUGGACGAUCAGCCCAGAGCGUUCCCCCCGCACUCCAGCUCCCGCAGCACCGGCAGCAUGGACUCUCCCACCAGCCUGAAGAAAAGGGAGCCUGGCAUCGCUCUGGCUGCCACCUUCACUGCCAACAACAGGAGCAACAAGGGAGCUGUGGGGAACUCUGUCACCACCAUCUUACACAACAACUAUUCUGAGAAACCACUCACGCCCAAGAGCUCCAACCAGAGGCCGUCCUUCAAUAACAUCCUGAAGGCCACAGCGAACGACGAGGUGUCACAAGACAACAGCUCCCUGACAAAGUCCCAGAAGAAUUUCUCCUCAUCUCCCUCCACCUCAAACAACAAAUCUCCAGUGUCGGCGCAACGCAGCAGCCCCGUCCUGCCCCGCAGGAGGGAAGUCACGGAGGAGGAGGCAGAGAGGUUUAUUCAGCAGGUGAACCAGGCAGCAGUCACCAUCCAGCGCUGGUACAGACGCCACGCCAAGAGACGACACACUAACCAGGCGGCGCUCAAACGCAUCCUCGCCAGUAAAAGAAAGGAGUGGGAGGAGAGAACAGAGGAGGACAGUCGCCUGGAGCAGCAGCAGCAGAAAAAGGAUGAAGACAGGAGACGGAUCCGUGAAGAGAAAGCUCGUCUGGCUCGCCUGGCUGCCAUCCAGGAGCUGCAGCAGAAGAGAGCCCAGCGGGUUGCAGAGGUGCAGCAUGCAGCUGAGGUGGAGCUGGAAAACCUGAGGCAGACGGGUGCAGCUGGACGCAAGAAGCCGCCCAAGAUUUCUCCCACCAACAAAAGUCCAGCGUCACCGAGCAACAACAGCCCGAUGUCACCCACAGACGUAAAGGCUAAGAACACAGACUCCAAUUUGAAUGUUGCGGCUGACUUAAGUGAGCUGAGCUUCAGAGCCAUUUCCCCGGCUUUGUCCAAUCACAGAGGCUCUCAGUGCUCACAGGAUCAGGACGACAGAGCAGAGGCAGACAUUUGUGUGGAGCAGCAGCAUCAGCAGAACGACAGGAAAUACAUUCGUAAAGAGAAAGCUCGUCUGGCCCGCCUCGCUGCCUCCCAGGUCAACACACCUGAGGAGCUGCAGCAGAAGAGAGCCCACUGGGUUGCAGAGGCUCAGCAUGUAGCCGAGGUGGAGCUGGAGAGCUUGAGGCAGACAGGUGUCGUUGGACGCAAGAAGCCGCCCAGGAUUUCUCUCACCAACAAAAGUCCAGCAUCACCGAGCAACAACAGCCCGAUGUCACCCACAGAUGUGAAAGCUAAGAACACAGACUCCAACCUGAACGCUGUGGCUGAGUUCGGUGAACUCUCCAGCUUCAGAGCUGUUUCUCCAGCUUUGUCCAAUUGCAGAGGGUCCCAGUGUUCACAGGAGAUCCUGCAGAGGUCUGUGAGCGUGGAGGACCAGCGGCAGGGAGCUCUGUCCAGCAGGGCUCAGUCUAAAACCACCCUGAACGAGCUGCUGGACACCCUGAAGCUGUUAGAGGAGGAGCCAGAGAGGCUGUCAGAGCCAAAGUGCUACAGCAAAGAGAAAUACGCCUGGAUAGACGAGGACGGAGACUCCAACUCUCUGACCACAGACAACCUGGAGCGUCACGGCCAGCUGAGUCACCAUCCUGCGCUGCCAGACGGGGGCGCCCUGCUCUCUGAGGCCAAGCUGCAGAGCAUCAUGAGCUUCCUGGAUGAGAUGGAGAAGUCUGAACAGGAGAGGCCGCGCUCGGUCACUUCAGGGUCGCACAGAGAGGCUGUGCUGUCAGAGGAGGAGCUGGCUGGCGUCGAGCAGGCGUCUGCCACCGCCGCCGAGGUCACCGGCUCCAUGAUGAGAAUCAAGCUGGAGCUGGAGGAGAAGAAACGCACAGUCAACAUGCUGCAGGCUGCACUGGCCCAGCAGAGGGAGCUCACAGUGAGACAUGUGAAGGAGACGGAGAAGGAGCUGAACAGAAACUUCCAGCUCCAGAAGGAACAAUAUGAAGCCACCAUCCAGAGACACCUCACAUUCAUUGAUCAGCUGAUAAAUGAUAAAAAGGCUCUGAGUGAGCGCUGUGAAGGAGUGGUGGGAGAGCUGAAGCAGGUGGACCAAAAGUACACCAAGAAGAUCGCACACAUGCAGGAGCAGCAUGAAAUGGUGUGGCAAAUUCUGGGUCCCUUGUGCGAGGAAAUCAAGAAGUUAAAAGAGCUAAUGAGCGCCACGGAGAAGAUCCGCCGGGAGAAAUGGAUUGACGAGAAAACCAAGAAGAUCAAAGAGAUCACAGUCAAAGGUCUGGAGCCAGAGAUCCAGAAGCUGAUUUCUAAACACAAACAGGAGCUGAAGAAGCUGCGGACGCUCCACGAGGCGGAGCUGCUGCAGGCAGACGAGCGGGUGGCCCAGCGCUACGUCCGCCAGUGUGAGGAGCUGCGGCAGCAGCUGGAGAGGGAGAAGGACGAGCAGUGUCAGAAGGAGAGGGAACUCGCCAAACAGAGGUAUGAGAAGCAGCUUCAGGAGGAGGAGCUGUCCCUGCAGCAGCAGAGGAGGCGUCUCUACAAGGAGGUUGCUGAUGAGAAAGAGCGUCUGGCUCAGCUGGCUGCAAGGCAGCGAGCUGAGCUGGAGGAUCUGCGGAGACAGCUGGAGGAGAACAGCUCCCUGGCUGGACGAGCCCUCAGAGAGGAGCUGGACAAGACGCGAGAGGAGCAGGAGAGGAGACACCAGGUGGAGAUGAAGUCAUUACAAGAGCGUCUGGAUAUUGAAAAGCAGACCUGGGAAGAAAACUACAAGAAAAAAGAGGAGGCGUGGCUUCUGAGCCGCGAACGCGAGCUCAAAGAAGAACUGCGACGAGAACGCGACAAAGAGAUCGAGCUCGCCAUCUGGACGCUGGAGGAGGAGACCAGCAAGGACAAAGAGGAGUGUGAGAGGGCAGCUGACAACAGGGUGAAGCGUGUGAGGGAAAAAUAUGAGACUGAGCUGAGGGAGCUGGAGCGCUCUGAGCGGGCGGCUGUGGAGAAACAACAAGAGCUGAGGAAGCAGCAGAUGGAGACGGAGGGAGAGCUGAUCAGACUGCAGGCGGCGCUCCAGCAGAAAGAACAGGAGACUGAAGACAUCACACAGACCCGGGACAAGCUGGUGGACGAGCGCCGCAGCCUGGCGGAGGUGAUACGUCAGGAGUUUGCAGACCGGCUGGUGGUGACGGAGGAGGAGAACCGCAGGAUGAAAGUGGAGGUGUCAGAAGUGCGAGCGAGGCUACGGCUGGAGGUGGACAGGGUCACCAGGGAGAAGGAAGAGGAACUGGCUGAAGUCCACCAACGAGUGAAGUCGGCCAUCUUGAAGAAGGAAGAAACUGUCAAUAAUCUCCGGAAGCAGCAUGAGGCUGCUCUGAAGAGGGCGGAUCACCUGGAGGCCCUGUGGGAACAGCAGAGGAAGCAGCUGCUGGAGAAGUGACUGACUGACAGGAAGGCCCCCCCCUCACCACCACCACACCCCCCUCCGCUCUGAGCUCUCUCCAUUGUGUCGCUCAACCCCCGACCUGAUUUUUUUUUCUUACCUUUGGAUGUUGUUGUUCCUGCCAGCAAGACAGAACCUGUGGAACGUCUGAAGGUUGAACAAGUGACUGAACCUUGUCCUACCUCAUUUGAAAAACACAAAAUGGGGAAAUGCACUGGGCCUCACUGUACAGCCCCCCGACCCACCCCACUACUCCCCCACGCAUGAAGGAGCGAGCUGUGUUGGAACUUCCCUAAUUUAAAUGCCACAGACCAGGUGGCACCACAUGAAAAGACUACAGAUGGACUUCCCUUUCUUCUUCUACUCUUUCCAGAGAAGGAUUGCAUUAGUUUUUUGUGACUGUCCCCCCCUCCUCCUCCUCUCCCCCCCUCCCUCUGGAGCAGGAACGCCUCCAUGUUCCCCACAGAGUUGCCACGGAGAACAGUUCCAGAUGUUUCUGAAACCAGCCCGGGCCUGCGCUGGUGUACAGUGGGAGAAGGUGGGGGGUUUGCUCUUUGUGAGGGACCACUUAGAGCCAAGAGCUCUGAUCAGUCAGCAUCAGCGCUUCAGUGUUAGCUUGUGUUUGUUCCACGUCGAGCUCUCGGUGCCCCCUUUUAUCUGCUGAGUCAUGUGUUUUGUCCCCUGAAGGCGAGUGCUAAUUACACGAUCUGUAACCUCUGCCCUGCUGCAGCCCUGUGACUCGCUCUGAACAGUUUGUUGUGUGUGUCUUAAACCAAAGUUUGGAUCUAACAAAGAAGAAGAGGUGAUGUACUAACACUGGUUACAGACUAAAGUUAGAGAGCAUGUAGAAUGUGGCUAGAAAGAGCGAUAGGAUGAGACUGAAAGGAAAAGGAGUGAAGAAAAAUGGGACGUCUGACGGCAUGUUUGAGGUCAAAGACAGAUGAUUGUAGAGCAGCUUUGAAAGUUUCUGAAUGUGAGGAAGAAAGAAGAAGAAGAGGGAGGGUCGGGGGGGGGUUGGAGGGAAGAAGGAAUGUGCGUAGAAAAUGUUUAUAGGAUUAGGAAAGCAGAGCUGGGACAGAGCAGUGGUAGGAGGGUUUGAGGGGGCACAAGGCAUGUGACCAGAGGUAUGUUAAAAGCCAUAUAGGUUUCGCUCAGGCCGACUGUGACAAAACGCAUCAAACUCAACAGGCAGAAGGGGCCUGGAGUCACACACACGUGUUAACUAUCUGUGUUUGGAUGCUGCAGCGCUGUGUUGUAAUUCUCUCAGGAGCCACCACCUCUCAGCACUUCCACAUGUGAACUUCAUUGAUUUUGUUUUGCUUCUUUUUUAAUUUCAUGGUUCUUUAUGGAAACAAACAAGAGACAGUGUUCGAAAUUUAACAGCCUCUGAAUAUUUAAUAUAGAAAUUUAGAAACACUGAAUUCAUGCACUGAAAUACUUUGAAAACCAUAUAUCUGAAUUCAUUUGUUCUAAAAUCAUUUAUUCAUUCUUGUUAAAAUAAAAAAGUUUAUUGAUUUGCAAUUUCAGUCCUAAGUUGAAAAUUUUCAGAGUAAAAAAUCUGUCAAUUUUUAUUGGUUGAUUCUAUUUAAAAGUUUAAGUAGAAAAAAUUCAAAUAGCUAUAAAAUUUAAGAGUUUUUCAAUAUUAUUUGAACAUUUUUUGACUUUAUUUGAAAUUUUUAAAAGUGAAUUCUUGAAGAAUUCUUUAAAACAUUUCAUAAAGUAACAUCCAGGCUAGACGUUGCGCUUUAAAAAAAUUCUUCAACUUAAAUUUUUCCAAACAGCAGAUUAAAGUCAAAAAAUCUUUAAAAAAAAAAAAAAAUGUAUCAUUCAACCAAAGAUUUUUUCAAAAACUGUUGAAAAAUUUUAGUUGCCAGUUUUCGGGCUCAGUGUUCCUAUAUGAAAUUAUUCGACUUAAAUGUUUGGAUCUGAACUCAACCAGUAGAAACCUGUUUCUAUUUCUAUUUCUUUCUUUUUUUUUCUAAUUUUGAAAUUUUUUUAUCUGAAUUGUCUGUUAGAAUUCAAAUACUUAAGUCUCUUAUUUGCUUCCAUAACCCUUAUAAUGAUUGAAGAUAUGUCGAAGCCCCUCACACAGACACAAAAAAGUCUUUGUGGGUAAGAUUUCAGUAAGAACGGUCCGUAGCAUUAGUUAGCGAGGGGUCGGGGGGGCUGUAACCAGAGUUAGUGCUGCAGAGAGAAACUCUAAACCUGGAAGUAAAGCCUGUUAUUUAGGUGCAACGUGAUGUGAAAGACCACAUUCUGAUUGUAAAGGCCCCACAGCCUCCAAAUUCCACCUCACAACAGAAACUAUUUAUUCUGUUUCUUUUUUCUUUAUUUAUUUUCCAAUUUAGCACUCUUAACGACCUGAGUAGUGUCACUGGUCCACAGAAAGGUCAAGGAUUUGAAGUAAUGUUUUUUAAAAGCUAGUCAACACAUGAAGUGUUUUUACAGUUACUUAGCAGAACGUCUAACUGCCACAGUAAAACUUUAUAACUAUGCCAUUUGUAGAUGGUUUAAAUACAGUAUGUCAGGUUUUUCUGACAUGGAAGUCGUCCGAGCCAAAAUGUAAAAGGUUCAUAUGAAGUGUAAAGUAGUGGAAGGGAAAGGGUUAACGUAGUUCAGCUUUACUGAUAAUACAGUUUCUGACCUCAGAGGCAUUAAAUCAGAGUGAUGUCACAUCAGCCACCGUGUUAGCCAAUAAACCAAAUACUGAAAUCUACAGAAGGAAUCACUGUGACGUCACGUAAACAACAAUCACUUCCGGGUAGAAAACUGAUAAGUGUUUUGAAUUAUGAUGUUUAACUUGUGUAUUUCUGUUGUAAUUUUCUAAUGUUACUGUAACAUUUAAAGAUAUAUAGUUAAACACUGGUGGUUCGACCUAUCUGAUGUUUCUGCUUAUUAGUGACACAUUACUUCAUUUUCAGCAUUUCCAGCGGCAUUUGUGCCACCAAAACUUUUUUAGUGGCACAUUGCUGCAUUUCCAGCGGCAUUUCACGUUUCCAGCAACCAUUGUGCCGUCAAAAUGAGGUCGCUGCAUUUCAAGCAGCGUUUUGCUGUUUCCAGCAGUUUAUGCACCAUCAAAAAACUGUUUGUUUUAAUGAACCAUUGCUGGAUUUCCUGUGAGUUUUGUGCCACCAAAACUUUUUAUUUUUUAUUUUUUUGAGGCACAUUGUGUUUCCAGCAAACGUGAUGUUUUUAGCAGCGUUUGUGCCACCUAAACAGGGUGUCUUUCAGCAACACAACACUGCAUUUCCAGCGGCGUUUUGCAACUUUUCUAGCAGCUUUUGUGCCAUCAAAACAGUUUGUUUUAGCGACACAUUGCUGGAUUUCCAGUGGCUUUUUAGUGGCACAUGGCUGCUUUUCCAGCAGUGUUUGUGCCACGAAAACAGGGUGUGUUUUAGCUAGACGUCGCUGCAUUUCCAGCAGUGUUUUGCGACAUUUCCAGCAGCUUUUUUUGCCACUAGAACGGGGUGUCUUUUAGCAACACCGCUCUGGGUUUCCAGCAGCUUUUGUGCCAUCAAAACAGGGUUUGUUUUAGCAACACAUUGCUGGAAUUUCAGUGACUUUUGUGCCACUAAAAUGAUGUGUGUUUUAGCGACACAUUGCUAGAAUUCCAGUGACUUUUGUGUCACCAAAACGGGGGUGUUUUUUAAUGGCGCAUUGCUGCAUUUCUAGCUCUGUAGUCUGUUGCCCAGCAGGAAAAUUAGAAAAAACAGCUCCAGCAAACACCACCAGACUUAUUUUCUCAUGAUAUCUCAGCUGUUUCUCGCCCCCGUUUGCUCAGCACCAUUUAUGUUCGUGACAAAAGAGUUUUCUACCCGGAAGUUAUUGUAAACAAACACUUUGAUUCAGUCUUUAGAACAGAAAUAAAAUAAAUCCCAGAUUAGAGUCUUUCAGUGAGACAGAGGUGGUUGAUAUGUGUCACACAUCGCUGUGAGUUUCUCGGUCACUAACUGAGAAUCACUGUGAGUCAUGAGGACUUUGGCGCAGAGGCCCACAGACCUCGAAGCACCAGUUUGCUCGCAGCCUCUCGCCGUUCUGCUGGUGUUGGCACAGCAGACGGGGCUGUUGGCCUCCGACUGGAGAGGGUGGCGAUGUGAGUUGGCAUUCCUCGCUCAUGCCCGUCCUACAAGUGCCAAUGAGCCUUGCCUUUGUGUGUGUGUGUGUGUGUGUGUGUGUGUGUGUGUGUGUGUGUGUGUGUGCGCGUGUGUGCUACCAUUCCUCCCAUGCUGACCUGAGAUGACCCUCGUGGUGUCAGAUACACACUCACACACACAAGCGCCCCUGUUUGUUUUUCAUUUGUAACGUUGUACACGAACCAUUCCAGCUGUCACUGUUUUGAUUUUGUUCCAUCUCUCCAUGUUUAACCCUUUGUCGCCCGAACACGUAGCUCUUGAACACACUGUUUUCUUAUCUUAGUUUAGUUUUUACUGUUAAUCGCGACGAUGGUUCGAAAAACUGUGAAGAAGACGGUGACUGAUCUGUCAGCAAAAAGAGAAUAAAAGACUGUUGGGAAGACGCA
Epinephelus moara (kelp grouper) is the source of this 8447-nucleotide messenger RNA. It is a transcript of the gene cep131, whose product is annotated as centrosomal protein 131. Lineage: Eukaryota; Metazoa; Chordata; Actinopteri; Perciformes; Serranidae. The transcript is spliced from 30 exons. Gene Ontology annotation, biological process: regulation of centrosome duplication; cilium assembly; intraciliary transport involved in cilium assembly. Bases 134 to 3925 code for a protein of 1263 amino acids. The record is from RefSeq and is a predicted model, not a curated record. Gene Ontology annotation, cellular component: centriolar satellite.